AUGGAAAAAUCCUACUUGGCUGCAUUCCUUGCUUGCUGGUUGUGCAAAUUUGUAUUUCCCAAAGAUGACGUAACUUUGAUUAGACCAGGGGUUUUCAAAGUUGCCAGUCGAAUGGCGCACGGUGUAUCAUUUGGCCUAGCAGUUCUAGUAUUGGCCAGCAUUUACAAGGGGCUGAACGAUAUUUCUAGUGCGGAUGAUCCAGGAAUUUGCACAACUGUUCUAUAUUUCCAUUAUGUGUAUGGAUGGUUGGGUGAAUACUUCGACACACAUUUUACAUCAUCUUCCGAGAAGUCCAUUCCUAUCAUGGCAAGGUUCUCAGGGAGACUUUCGGCGAAAUUUUUUGAAGAUUCGACAGCUCGAGCUUUGUUCCGGACUUGUGGUAAAGAAAACUAUCGAGUCAUCCAACCUUAUAGCCCGCACCGGUUUAGUAGACAAUUUUGUUAUGUACAACAUGUGCCAGGAGAACUUAAAGAUGACGUCUGGAAUGGUACUGUGCUAUCAGUGUACUCACAUUGGAAAUCAUACUUGAAGAGUGGCAGUGCAUCUACAAUAACCCUAUCCACUAAGGACAAUAUCCGGGAGUUUGAGGUCACAUCCGACUAUGUUAUUUGGUGGUCGAAGGUGCAUCGCUUUGAAUCUACGAAAUUAAAGACAAUCUCAACUGUAGGUAAGUCGUCGUCGCUUUCUCAGCCAAAAUCUCUUAAGUCUCAAGGCCACGAAGUUUCAGUUCAUGAUAAACUCACCCGUGGUAGAGCGCUCCAAGUUCAUCCAGAAGUUGAAGGAGAAACAGAAAGUGUGGCAGAUUCCCAGGAAGAUUUCAUUCCCCUUGGUCAACGAAUUCGCAAUUUGAAGCAAGGGCAUAUAAGCAGCAAUGAAGAUAGUGAAGUCAACUUUAGGCAUGAGAAGACAAGCGUCGAACCUCUUUAUUGUGAUUUGGACACGGCAUACCCACUUGAUGACACAUUCUUUUGUGAUGUGCCCGCUGUUUCACAACCGGUUCUAUUGAACGAGGGAGAAGUAGUGCAUCAUGUCCCUACUGUGUCCGAGCUUGUACCGUUUAAUCAUUUUCCUAUCGAAGAGGAAAAUGAUGCUUUGCGCCCGAUAAGUGGUUCAGGUGUUAGCCUAAGAGGUUCGCUUGUGCAUCAACAUUUGUUAAAGCCGGCUACUCAUGCAUCAACCUCUGAAAUGUCAUGUGGGGAACCAAAAUUAGGUGUUGCAGACAAAACCCUUCACAAAGUAGUUUCCAUUAUGAGCAACCAAAUAAAAAGCAUAAUCUUGAAGGCUUCAUUAGAAAGGCUUCCUUCAUUCAAAGAUGAGAUUGGCAAGUUGUUGACUACCCUUGACAAUGUAGGGGCGGACGUCUCAUCCCUACGAGCUAUGAUUGAUGCACUUAUGGUGACCGCAGUUGACUAUUGUUCUGCACACUCUGCUUACUCCCAAAAGCUGUCUCCCGAGGUUCAAAGUGAUCGUUUAGCUGCUGUCGACUCUUCACUUUCUGUUGCCUUGGCUCUGCAACAAGCUGAAGAGGUUCAUCAAUUUUCAAUACUUGAGUCUAUUAAAUCUGCCAACGUGCGUAUGAAGGAGUUGAAGAGAGAACAAGAGCAAUUGGAGUCAAGACUGCGUCAAUUAAACGAAUCGCUUUCAAAGAGUGAUGCACAACUUUCUUAUCAUCAUGGUGAGGUUGCCCGUUUGAGAGAGGAUAAGAUUGCAGUUGAAGAAGCUCCUGUAUUAUCCACUGCCGAUGCUGAGACUUUAGAUGCGUUAUGA
This is a messenger RNA of Prunus armeniaca (apricot), 1767 nucleotides long. The record is from the annotation of a GenBank genome assembly. NCBI's taxonomy places the organism in Eukaryota, Viridiplantae, Streptophyta, Magnoliopsida, Rosales, Rosaceae.